CUCUGAAAGCCAUCUUCACAGAAACUUUUCACAGAAGUCAAACAGUUAAAGCAAAUUCUAGAGAUGUGGUAGAGACCGGGGAAAAAAUGGGAAGCAUUUUCUUCUAAACAAGAAGGUCUGUACUUCUAGGUUACUGGUUUCAAUUUUCUCAAAGGCAAAAUGAAGAAGAGAGAGAUCAGUGUGUGUCAACAAACGUGGGCUUUAUUGUGCAAGAACUUUCUUAAAAAAUGGAGAAUGAAAAGAGAGUCCUUACUGGAAUGGAUGAACUCAUUGUUCCUACUACUUUUUUUAUACAUAUAUCCUCAUAGACAUCAAGUUAAUGAUUUUUCUUCACUGCCUACCAUGGACCUGGGGCGAGUAGAUUCAUUUAAUGAAUCUGGAUUUUCUAUUGCAUACACACCUGUCACCAACACAACCCAGCAGAUAAUGAACAAAGUAGCCUCUGCUUCCUUCCUGGCAGGCAAAGAAGUCUUGGAAUUUCCAGAUGAAGAAAGUAUUAAAGAAUUUACAGCAAAUUAUGUUGGUGAAAUAGUAAGAGUCAUCUUUACUAACACUUACUCAUAUCAUUUGAAGUUCUUACUGGGACACAGAAUCCCAACAAGGAAAGAACACAGGGACCAUACAGCUCAUUGUUAUGGAACAAGUGAAGAUUUUGACUGUGAAGUGUCAUUAUUCUGGGAGGAAGGAUUUGUGGCUCUUCAAGCUGCCAUUAAUGCUGCUAUUAUAGAAAUCACAACAAAUCACUCAGUGAAGGAGAACCUGAUGUCAGUUACUGGAAAAAAUAUGAAGAUACAUGCCUUCAUUGGUCAAUCAGGAAUUGUAACUGAUGUGUUUGUUUUCAUCUGUAUUAUUACUUUUUCUUCAUUCACUUACUACGCAUCUGCUAACAUCACAAGAGAGAGGAAAAGAAUGAAGGGCUUGAUGACAAUGAUGGGUCUUCAAGAUUCAGCCUUCUGGCUCUCCUGGGGUUUGCUCUAUGCUGGCUUCAUCGUCAUCAUGGCCAUUUUCUUGGCGCUUGUUAUAAAAUCUACCCAGUUUGUCAUUUUGACGGGCUUCAUGGCAGUCUUCACCCUCUUUUUCCUCUAUGGAUUGUCAGUGAUGGCUUUGAGUUUCUUAAUGAGUGUCUUGAUAAAGAAACCUUUCCUCGCCGGUCUGGCCGUGUUCCUUCUCACUGUCUUUUGGGGGAGUCUGGGAUUCACAUCAUUAUACAGACACCUUCCUGCAUCUUUGGAGUGGAUUUUAAGUUUGCUUAGCCCCUUUGCCUUCAUGCUUGGAAUGACCCAGCUUUUACGCUUGGACUACGAUUUGAAUUCUAAUGCAUUUCCUGAUCCAUCAGGCGACUCAAAUCUCAUUAUAGCAACAACUUUUAUGUUGGCAUUUGACACUUUCUUCUAUCUGGCAUUGACGAUUUACUUUGAAAAAAUUUUGCCAAAUGAAUAUGGACAUCGAUAUCCACCCUUGUUUUUCCUGAGGUCCUCAUUUUGGUCACGACAACAAAAGGCUCACCAUGUUGCCCUUGACGACAUAGAUCCUGAUCCUUCAUCUGAUGACUCUUUUGAACCCAUAUCUCCUGAGUUCCAUGGGAAAGAAGCCAUCAGAAUCAGAAAUGUUACAAAAGAAUACAAAGGCAAGCCUGACAAAAUAGAAGCUUUGAGAGAUCUGGUAUUUGACAUAUAUGAAGGCCAAAUCACUGUAAUUCUUGGUCACAGCGGAGCUGGAAAGUCAACACUCCUCAAUAUUCUUAGUGGGUUGUCUGUUCCCACCAAAGGUUCAGUCACCAUCUAUAAUAACAAACUUUCAGAAAUGGCUGACUUAGAACAUAUCAGCAAGCUCACUGGUGUUUGUCCACAAUCCAAUGUGCAAUUUGACUUCCUCACUGUGAGGGAAAACCUCAUGCUCUUUGCUAAAAUAAAAGGGAUUCUGCCACGAGAAGUGGAUAAAGAGAUUCAAAGAGUUUUGCUGGAAUUGGACAUGAAAAAUAUUCAGAAUGUCCUUGCUCAAAACUUAAGUGGUGGACAGAAAAGAAAACUCACCUUUGGGAUUGCCCUUUUAGGAGACCCUCAGAUUUUCCUGUUGGACGAACCAACUGCUGGAUUGGAUCCCUUUUCAAGACACCGAGUGUGGAACCUUCUGAAAGAACGCAAAGCAGACCGUGUGAUCCUCUUCAGUACUCAGUUCAUGGAUGAAGCUGACAUCCUGGCUGACAGGAAAGUGUUUCUCUCCAAAGGAAAGCUGAAGUGUGCGGGCUCUUCUUUGUUUCUGAAGAAGAAAUGGGGGAUUGGAUAUCACUUAAGUUUGCAGCUAAAUGAAAUAUGUGUUCAGGAAAACAUAACAGCGCUUGUUAAACAGCACAUCCCUGAUGCCAAAUUAUCAGCAGAACGCGAAGGAAAACUUGUCUAUACGUUACCCUUAGAAAGAACAAAUAAAUUUCCAGAACUUUACAUGGAUCUCGAUAGCAUUCCUGGCCUGGGAAUUGAGAGUUACAGCAUUUCCAUGACAACUUUGAAUGAGGUAUUCCUGAAAUUAGAAGGAAAAUCAGUACUUGAUGAAUCAGAUAUUGCCAUUUUGGGAGAAGUACAAGCAGAAAGAGCUAGAGAAACAGAAAGUCUCGUUGAGAUGGAACAAGUUAUCUCUUCACUAAACGACAUAAGAAAUACAAUAGGUGGUGUGGCUCUCUGGCGACAGCAAGUCUGUACAAUUGCAAGGGUUCGUUUAUUAAAGUUAAUGCACGACAGAAAAGCUCUUUUAUCUCUGCUAUUGAUUCUGGCUGUUGGAUUGACUCCUUUUCUUCUGGAGCGUAUCUUUGUGAAAAUAUAUCAUAACAGUUACACUUGGGAACUUUCUCCUCAUUUGUACUUCCUUACUCCUGGACAACAACCACAUGAUCCUCUCACUCAAUUAUUGAUCAUCAAUAAAACAGGGGGAAGCAUCGAUGACUUCAUACAUUCUGUGGAACACCAGAACAUAGCGUUGGAAGUGGAUGCAUUUGGAACUAGAAAUGGCACAGAUGACCCAUCUUAUAAUGGAGCCAUCCUAGUGUCUGGAAAUAAAAAUAAUUACAGCUUUUCAUUAACAUGCAAUGCCAAGAGAUUGAAUUGCUUCCCUGUUCUUAUGGAUAUUGUUAGCAAUGGACUACUUGGAAUGUUUAAACCCUCAGCACGUAUCCAGACUGACAGAAGCACAUUUAUGGAUGGCCUAUCGAAUGAUUCAUUUGCAUUUCUAGGAUAUACCGUGUUUUGGCUGAUUUUAGCAUCAUGUUGUUCACCUUAUAUUGCCAUGAGCAGCAUUGAGGAUUAUAAGAACAAAGCUUGGUCCCAGCUACGGAUUUCAGGACUCUUCCCUUCUGCUUACUGGCUUGGGCAGGCACUGGUGGAUGUUCCCCUGUUUUUCACGAUCUUCCUUUUUAUGUAUAUAAUGGACCACAUUUUAAACUUCCAUGACACUAUAUUUGCAGUUUUGAAUCAUAUUGUUCAAAUCCCAUGUGCUGUUGGUUUUUCCUUUUCCCUUAUCUUCAUGACAUAUGUGAUUUCGUUCAUUUUUCGCAAGGGGAGAAAAAAUAGUGGCAUUUGGUCAUUUUGCUUCUAUGUUAUGACCGUAUUCUCUGUGGCUGGAUUUAUGAUUAGUACCUUUGAAACCAGUCUACAAUUCUUCAUCACCUUUUUCAUACCACCUGCCACAUUGGUUGGCUGUUUGUUCUUAUCUUUUCAUUUUUUUUUACAGUCUUUCAAUGGUGAAGAAUCAAGUGACAUGUUGCCAGUUCUGGUAUUCCUAAUUCCUAUUCUCCACUUUAUCAUUUUUCUUUUUAUCCUUCGGUGUCUGGAAUGGAAGUUUGGAAAGACAUCAAUGAGAAGAGAUCUUUUCUUUAGAAUUUCUCCAAGAAGCAGUGAUGUACGUCAAAAUCCAGAAGAGCCAGAAGGAGAAGAUGAAGAUGUUCAGAUGGAAAGAGUGAGGACAGCAAAUGCCUUGAAUUCUACAAAUUCUGAUGAGAAGCCGGUCAUUAUUGCCAGCUGUCUACGCAAGGAGUAUGCAGGGAAGAGGAAGCAUUGUUUUUCCAAGCAGAAGAAUAAAGUAGCCAUAAGAAAUGUCUCUUUCUGUGUUAGAAAAGGUGAGGUUUUAGGAUUAUUAGGACACAACGGAGCUGGUAAAAGUACAUCCAUUAAGGUCAUAACUGGAGACACAAAACCAACUGCCGGACAGGUGGCACUGAAGGGCAGCAGCGGAGGGGACACCCUCGGCUUCCUGGGGUACUGUCCUCAGGAGAACGCGCUGUGGCCCAGCCUGACGGUGAGGGAACACCUGCAGGUGUAUGCCGCCGUGAAAGGACUGAGGAAAGGGGACGCGGAGGUUGCCAUUACGCGGCUCGUGGACGCAGUCCGGCUGCAGGACCAGCUGAAGGCUCCUGCCAAGACCUUGCCAGAGGGAGAGAAGAGAAAGCUGUGUUUCCUGCUGAGCAUCCUGGGGAACCCGUCGGUGGUGCUUCUGGACGAGCCGUCAACCGGGAUGGAUCCCGAGGGACAGCAGCAAAUGUGGCAGGCUAUCCAGGCCACCUUUAGGAACACGGAGAGGGGCGCCCUCCUGACCACCCACUACAUGGCAGAGGCCGAGGCUGUGUGCGACCGAGUGGCCAUCAUGGUGUCUGGAAGGCUGAGAUGUAUCGGGUCCAUCCAACACCUGAAAAGCAAAUUUGGCAAAGACUACCUGCUGGAGAUGAAGGUGAAGACUCUUGCACACGUGGAGCCCCUCCACACAGAGAUCCUGAGGCUUUUUCCCCAGGCUGCUAGACAGGAAAGGUACUCUUCUCUGAUGGUUUACAAGUUGCCAGUGGAAGAUGUGCGACCUUUAGCCCAGGCUUUCUUCAAGUUAGAGAAGGUUAAACAGAGCUUCGACCUGGAGGAGUACAGCCUCUCACAGUCCACCCUGGAGCAGGUUUUCCUGGAACUCUCCAAGGAGCAGGAGUUGGAGGAUUUUGACGAGGAUCUCGAUCCCUCGGUGAAAUGGAAGCUCCUCCCACAGGAAGAGCCUUAAAGCACCAAAUUCUAUGUUCCUGUUUAAGCCUGUGGUUGUUAUUUUCUUUAAGACAUUUAUUUUUAUAAUAUCAAUGUUCUAUUUUUAGAAACUAUAAUAUAAGCCCUGAAAUAGUUCUUUGUGUGCUAGGAAGGAGGAGAGAAUGCUGGGUUUACACAAUAACCAUCGACAGAGGACUGGCCAAGCUGACCUCCUGGUCACAGCCUCCGUAUCUCUGAAGGUCAUGCAGAGUCAAUGUUUCUGUAUAAUGCCGAAUGAAUUUACUUUGAUAAGAUUGUUUAUAAACAAUCUUUUAUAAAAUUUGUUUAAAGUUUUUAAAUAAAAAUCUUAAAACUUUUUUUGUAGCCUGGACUGAUAAAAGCUUUGUUUACAUAGGAAUGGACAUGUAUCAGGAACUUUUAUGUGUUUAUAUCUAGAUGGUCUGAUAAGUCAACAUGAAGUACAAUCUAUAUAUUUACUCUUUUGGGGAUUUGAUACUUUUUAAAGUUUAUAUUUUAGGAAGAAUUUAAAUGUCAUUUUUUAAAAAUAGAUUUAAGUGUGUUUCUUGUGGCUAACAAUACUAAGUGCUAAAGGACAUAAUAUCUGAUAUUCAUAUUUGAUAACAUAUCCACUGAUAACAUCAUGAUAUAGACGUAAACUGGAAAAUCCAAAACUUACCGUUAGAAAUAUACUGUACUUUUUAGUUUGUAAACCCCCUCUGUACCGUUGACACUGUACGUUUAAGUUUCGGCUUGAGAGAUGCCUGUAUUGUAACUGAUCUUCAUGAAUAUUUGUCACUUGGUUUCAAGAAAGUUGAUGAGUGUGGUAACGAGCCAAGUGACUGAGUCUGUGUAAAAAAUAUGAAAUAAAUCUCAUAUGUAGUCUUGAAA
Messenger RNA from Carlito syrichta (Philippine tarsier), 5894 nucleotides. It is a transcript of the gene ABCA8, whose product is annotated as ATP binding cassette subfamily A member 8. Gene Ontology annotation, molecular function: lipid carrier activity; ATP hydrolysis activity; ABC-type transporter activity. The transcript has 39 exons. Gene Ontology annotation, biological process: transmembrane transport; lipid transport. The coding region runs from base 160 to 5025 and encodes 1621 amino acids. Gene Ontology annotation, cellular component: mitochondrial inner membrane; intracellular membrane-bounded organelle. Lineage: Eukaryota; Metazoa; Chordata; Mammalia; Primates; Tarsiidae. The record is from RefSeq and is a predicted model, not a curated record.